Molecule: messenger RNA, 1929 nt
Organism: Cuscuta epithymum
Lineage: Eukaryota; Viridiplantae; Streptophyta; Magnoliopsida; Solanales; Convolvulaceae
Source: the annotation of a GenBank genome assembly
GAGAAACUUCAUAAUUCCCACCGUAUUCAAACAAAACACUCCAUCAUCAACCUAGGCAAAAAUCAUGGUACUUGUUCUUGACUCUUGAGAAGCCAAACCUGAAGCAGAAACCAAGAAAAAAAUCAGAGAACAACCCCAUUUUAAAUCUUACCCCAAUGUCGAGAAGAAACCUUUCCCAAAAUCUCAUCUUACUCAUGAGUUGAUGAUCGAGAAUCCAGAGAUGGGUUCAUCUUCUCAAAAGCCCUUUUCCCUCAUUUCUCUACCCCUGCUACUUCUUUCCCUUCUUCACCUCAUCUCACAAUCCAGCUCAGAAUCUGACUACACCAGCUUGAUUUACAAGGGCUGUGCAAAGCAGGAACUUUCAGAUCCGAGCGGGGUUUACUCACAAGCCCUCUCCACUCUUUAUGGCUCUCUCAUUGCGCAGUCCUCAAAGACCAAGUUUUUCAAAGCAUCCACUGGGAGUAACCCGAGCACAGUCACUGGGCUUUUCCAGUGCAGGGGCGAUCUGUCCAACGUUGACUGCUAUAACUGCGUGAAUAGGCUUCCCAUCCUCAUAGACAAGCUUUGUGGGCGACCCAUGGCUGCAAGAAUCCAGCUUUUUGGGUGUUACAUGCUCUAUGAGGUUUCUGGGUUCCCACAAAUCUCGGGGAUGGAGAUGCUGUACAAGACUUGCAGUAGGAAGCUGGGUCAAGGGAGUGGGUUUGAGGAGAGGAGAGACACUGCUUUCACCAAUCUGGUUGGAGGGAUGGGUAGUGCUAAUAAUGGGUUCUACACCACCAGCUAUGAAUCUGUGUAUGUGUUGGGGCAGUGUGAGGGUGAUGUGGGAAGCUCUGAUUGUGCGGACUGUGUGAAGACUGCUGUGCAGAGAGCUCAGGUUGAAUGUGGGAGCUCUAUUUCUGGCCAAAUCUUUCUCCACAAGUGCUUCAUUAGUUAUAGCUCUUAUGCUAACGGCCUCCCUAAACCAUCUUCUCCUUCCUCUUCCUCCUCUUCCUCCUCCUCCUCUUCUUCUUCAGACUCACCUCCUUCCUCAGGGUCAGGACAAAAUGCAGGGAAGACAGCAGCUAUAGUAGUAGGAGGGGCUGCAGGAGUGGCCUUUAUAGUCAUUUGCUUGAUGUUUGCCAGGAAUUCAAUGAAGAAACGUGACGAUUAUUGAAGGGAGGAAGCUGCAUUUUUAGCAGAAACUUAUCCUGAGGUGGACCUUUCGUGUAAUUUGUUCAUUCCAUCGGAGGGAGAGUUUUGACUCCUUAUUGUGGAUCUGGAUUCGUGUUAGUAAAAACUAUUUGAGGUUUGGGUAGUUUUUUUUUCUUUCCUUUUUUACUUUUUUACUAGUGGGGGGAGGGGGGAUAACUCCAGCUGUUAAUGAAUGCUCAAGUAAUUAUUGAUUUUUUGGAGGGUGGAGAGGGUGCAAGAAUUAAGAAAGAAUCAUUUUUUGUCAGCAAUGAAAAAGAUUGGAAACAGCCCUGUUGGGUUUUUGGCCUUUCUUCCCAAUUGCCCAUGUGAAAGCCAUCUCCUUUUUUCUAUUUUCUAACAUAAUAAUGGUCUUCCUAUUAUUUCUCCAAACCUUGUGUUCAUCAAUAUGGAGAUAUAUAGGUGGACACCAUCACAUUGCUUAAAAUAAUCUAACAGCUUUAGUAAGUUCCACAAGGUCAUGUCUCUAUCUCUUGGCUUGUUUUCAUAUGUGCUAAUGGCUAUACAAUUUAGUUAUCUAUCUAUUUCUCUUUUUAGCUCUCAUUCCCAUACUUUUGUGCUCUCUUUGUUACUGGAUGAGUUAGCUGUUGGACUUUGCAUCAGUACCUUGUAAUGCUCUUGACAUCAGUUAUUGUUUGCCUCCAAACCAUUAAUUAUGAUGUUUCACCAUCUUUGCCAGAGGUUUUGGUUCUGAAUUGAUAAAUGUAGACAAAAAAUUGACAUUAUUAAUCCACUUCCAUA